Armigeres subalbatus is the source of this 1524-nucleotide messenger RNA. RefSeq lists its product as uncharacterized. The record is from RefSeq and is a predicted model, not a curated record. NCBI's taxonomy places the organism in Eukaryota, Metazoa, Arthropoda, Insecta, Diptera, Culicidae. The transcript has 4 exons. The coding region runs from base 1 to 1524 and encodes 507 amino acids.
AUGAGCCGGUGUAAGCUGUUCGACGCUAAACUACCAGAGUACUACUGGGCAGAGGCGGUAAGUUUCUACCGGUUUUCUACCAUCGAAAUCAGUUCCGACAACGCCGUACAAAAUUUGGAAUGGAAGAAUGUAAGCCCUGCAUCAAUGAAGCUAACUUUCGUAGGGUACUCGUUGGAGCACAAAGCAUACCGUUUUUUGGAUCGAUCGACUCGGAAAAUAAUAAUCAGUCGAGAUGCGAAUUUCGUUGAGGAGGAGGAAAGCGUCGUACCCGAAGAAGUAGUCAGUAAGGAAUUGGAAAACAGGUUGAACUAUGAGUUGUCCAUGAAGCCAGCUGAAGUUCAAGCCACUCCACUGGUCAAUGAAACUGAAUCGUUGGAUGAGUCGGACGUGGAUAAUGAUAACCCAGAUGAGGACGAUUUUGAUUAUGACACUGCGACCAAAUCCACGGUAAUCGAAUGUAGCAUCGAUGACAACCCAGGACCGAUUCGAAGAUCUUCUCGAGGAACCAAGGGCAUUUUGCCAGCUCGCUACCGUGAUACAUUGGGCAUGGCAUCAGAUGUAGUUUCUGAACCACGAAGCUUUGAAGAAGCAAUCAACGGCCCGGAAAGUGCAUUUUGGAAAACAGCGAUGGACGACGAAUUCCGUUCACUGAUGGAAAAUGAAACCUGGGAAAUCACAACGUUGCCGCCGGAUCGUAAGAAAAUUGGAUGUAAGUGGGUGUUCAAACGAAAAACAGAUGAAACCGGUAUGGUAGUCCGAUUCAGAGCCAGUGAAGCCGAGUUUUGUGAGAUAGUGAACCACCUGAAAAAAUGUUUCAAGCUUACGGUGUUGGGCGACAUCAAGCACUUCGUUGGAAUGAAGAUCACCAAGUUUCAAGGUGGAUACCUUAUCAACCAGCAGGCAUACAUCACCAAACUAGCUACUAGAUUUGGUCUGUCAAAUGCGAAAGGUUCGAGAAUUCCGAUGGACCCUGGUUACCAGCAAAAGGAGGAGAAUUCAGCUGUAUUAGCCAACAGCGACCAGUAUCAAAGUCAGAGAAUUAGAAGUUUACUGCGACGCAGACUGGGCUGGAGAUACGCUGGAUCGAAAAUCAACAUCAGGCUUUCUUAUCUUUUCGGCGGUGGAGUUGUGAGUUGGGCCUCCCGAAAGCAAUCCUGCGUAGCCCUAUCAUCCACCGAAUCCGAAUUCAUUGCUCUAGCCGAAGUAUGUAAAGAAAUCCAAGGGAUGCUGAAGCUGCUCAAGGAUCUCGAGAAAAACGUGGAUCAUCCGAUCUGGAUACGCGAGGAUAACCACAGCUGCAUCCAACAGGGGGAGAACGAGAAAGUGGACGACCGUUCGAAGCAUGUUGAUACGAAGUAUUGUUUCAUCAAGGACCUGAAAAACAAGAACGUCAUUAGCUUGCUGUAUUGUCCUACGGAAGAUAUGCUGGCAGACAUGAUGACGAAACCGUUAACAAGCGUGAAAUUGGGAAAGCUACGUGAAGCAACAGGUGUUUUAGCUAUCGAUGUCGAGGAGGAGUGUUAG